This is a messenger RNA of Necator americanus (New World hookworm), 1020 nucleotides long. RefSeq lists its product as uncharacterized. Gene Ontology annotation, biological process: multicellular organism development; neuron differentiation; cell fate commitment. Gene Ontology annotation, cellular component: extracellular region. NCBI's taxonomy places the organism in Eukaryota, Metazoa, Nematoda, Chromadorea, Rhabditida, Ancylostomatidae. The transcript has 9 exons. Gene Ontology annotation, molecular function: frizzled binding; cytokine activity. The record is from RefSeq and is a predicted model, not a curated record. The coding region runs from base 1 to 1020 and encodes 339 amino acids.
AUGUUACGAUCACUACUAACAUUAUCGACGAUCGGCCUUACGAGUUCAUGGUGGUUACUCUCAGAAACAGAUCCAGCACGUAUCACUUCUUAUCCCUCAGCAUGUUCGGUUGUACCGGGACUUACAAAUCGACAAAGGGAACUAUGCAUACGACAUCCGGACACGAUGAAAUACUUAAUUGAUGGUUUGCGAAUGGCGAUUUCAGAAUGUCAAAAUGCAUUCCGCAAUCAAAUAUGGAAUUGUACACUUACAGUGCCAGGUGUUGGAACCACACCAUUGAGAAUUGCUUCCAAGGAGUCAGCUUUCGUCUACGCGAUCGCUUCAGCCGGUGUGAGUCAUUCGUUGGCGAAAGCUUGUGCAAAAGGUCUAAUUGGGGAUUGUGGUUGUGGUCCCACUCCAUCCACGGUGACAAAUAAAUUUGUGUGGGCUGGAUGUUCGGACAACGUACGCUAUGGGAAUUCAUUUGGACGCAAGUUCAUAGAUGUGAAUGAUAAGGUGCAUGUUGAUGCCAGGGCAUUGAUGAAUCUUCACAAUAACCGAGUUGGUCGCCGUCUUCUGGCGACGCGAAUGGGAAAAGAGUGUAAAUGCCAUGGCGUAAGUGGCAGCUGCGUGACGAAGACCUGCUGGAGAGUGGUGCCGAAAUUCGAUGAAUUUGCACAAUUAUUAAAACACAAAUACGAAAUGGCACAACAAGUUACCGUAGCUCCACAUGGAACCGCAUUAAUGGUCCGUGAACCGAUCUUGGAUGGAAAACGUACCGAGAGAUAUUUGAAGGAUAAAGGCGAUAAGCAUAAGGCCGCUAAGGGAGAUUUAGUGUACUUGGACGCUUCGCCGGACUACUGUACAGUAGACACGAAAGGUCGUGAUUGUGGAGAUAAUUGCGACGAAAUUUGUUGCGGUAGAGGUUGGCACACAGUGCGAGAGGUAGUCGAUGAACCGUGUCAUUGCCGUUUUAUUUGGUGUUGUGAUGUUCAAUGUAAAACAUGCAAAAAAGUUGUUGAUCGUAAUUUUUGUCGCUAA